Perkinsus marinus ATCC 50983 is the source of this 192-nucleotide messenger RNA. RefSeq lists its product as hypothetical. The record is from RefSeq and is a predicted model, not a curated record. The transcript has a single exon. The coding region runs from base 1 to 192 and encodes 63 amino acids. NCBI's taxonomy places the organism in Eukaryota, Perkinsozoa, Perkinsida, Perkinsidae.
AUGGUUAAAAUCCUCUGUAUGUUGAUUGCCAUCCUCGACGUCCUCCAGGCUGAGGAUACUCAGCCGCACCUCCGUGCACUGAGGAACCCUUCUUGCGCUAUGUCGAAGUGCGGAUCUGGUUGUGAUCCUAAGGUCUGCAUCUGCACUAGUGAUCACUUCUUAGCGCCUUGUACUUGCUUAUGCUAUUCGUGA